Molecule: messenger RNA, 2928 nt
Organism: Paramacrobiotus metropolitanus
Lineage: Eukaryota; Metazoa; Tardigrada; Eutardigrada; Parachela; Macrobiotidae
Exons: 21
Coding region: 137-2887 (916 amino acids)
Biological process (GO): proteolysis
Cellular component (GO): cytoplasm
Molecular function (GO): manganese ion binding; metalloaminopeptidase activity
Source: RefSeq, a predicted model, not a curated record
CGUCAAGAACCUUUAUUUUGCUGCUCGCUACAAGUAUUCAUUUCGGGGAUGCGAAAGUUUGUUUUGUUUAAAUCGUUUUUUCAUUUGUGACAAUAAUUUAAAGCACUAAUAAGAACAAUACGAUCAGUACCAAAACAUGUUUAAGAAUGUCCUAAGGACAUCGUCUGUGCGGGCAGCUGUCAGUGCCCGCACCAGGCAUCUGCGGGAAGCCCGUCGCUUGCAAUCCCACAACUGUCUGACAGGUAGCAAGAACGACGGGCGAGCCAGGAUCACAUCCGCCGAUUUGGACAUUCUUUGCGGACCAUUAAGCAUGGUGGGUGGCCGAUCGACUGCGCUAUGUGCGAACGAGGUGUACGCCCUCGCCGGAUGUUUUAACUGUGAUUACACUCCCUCCUGCCGAUAUGAACAAAGCCUUAACAGAGCCAUUAAUGCCGAUGCACGCAACCUGCUGGUCUACAUCGACGUCGAUGGGAGUCUGCACAACUGCCCCGUGAACGGUCAGGCUGAGAUGGUCAGUGUUCUAGGUGCCAUGUUUUGGGUGCCAUGUGUGCUAGUUCCCUUGCAGAUUUGCGAAGCGGAAGGCAAGAAGGCCACCGAGGCUGACCGCACCGUUUUCCGUAUGGCCAGCACCAAUUACACGCCCGGACCGAAUGUCGAGCGGCUGGCAGAUGCUCUGAAAACUGGACGUAGAUUUAUACUGAGCACCAAGACCGAGUUCACUGCCGACGGGCGCAACCUAAGCCAGUAUGGCGCCUUCAUCGUGGUCUGCAAGAAAGGUACCGGGGAUCAGCCUGCCUUGCCGCGAUUCGAGCCCGUCAACGCGGUCAUCAGGAAUAUCACCGAGGUGGACUCUGCAGCUGUCAAAUGCUCAGCAGUGAUUCGCCUUCCGGAAGGAAACGAUUUGGGUGGGAAGCGUCUGGUAUAUGAUCCGACCGGACCUCUUAACCGUGAUUACGAUGACGCUCGCCGAUGUGAGGAAGCGGCUUUCGAAGUCGUUGACCGGGCCAUUGCUCCUGGUGAAUGCAAUGCGUUCGUCUAUAUCGAGGACGACGAGAACCUGGACAGUUGUCCCGUGUACGGUCAGGCUGUGUUGGUCACCCUUCUGGGUGUUGCGCGAGCCCUCGGCGUUGUGGACUCUGCUGCUCACGAAUGCCCGGUAGUGACUCCGGACGGAAAUAACUUGGGUGUGAAGCGUCUGGUGUACGCUCCGACCGGACCUAUUAGCCGUGAUUACGACGACGCCCGCCCCUAUGAAGCUGCUUUUGAAGGCGUUAAGCGAGCCAUUGCUGCUGGUGCACGCAACCCUUUCGUGUACAUCGACGUCGACGAGAAGCUGAACAGCUGCCCCGUGUACGGUCAGGCGGAGCUGGUCAGUGUUCUGGGUGCUAUGCGAGCCCUCUACGUUCCCUUGGAAAUCUGCGAAACGGAAGGCAAGAAGGCCACCAAGGCCGACCGCAUCGCCUUCCAUAUGGGCAAUACCAACCGCAUGGCUGGACCGAACGUCGAGAAGCUGGCCCAUGCUCUGGAAGCUGGGCGCAUCGUCACCCGUGACAUCGGUGGCUCCGAUCCCGAGCGCAUGGCCUCUCCUUGCGUUGCGGAAUACGUUAAAGAGACCUUCUCCGGGGUCAAAGAGAUCAAGAUCGAGUACAUCACCGAUCAGAAGAAGCUGGAGGAGUUCCCGUUGUUAGGCGCCGUUAAUCACGCUGCUUCCGUGAUUGACCGAUAUCACAUCAAAGUCAUGAUCCUGGCAUAUGUCGGUGAAGGCGAAAUUACCGAGAACGUUUUCUUAGUCGGAAAGGGUAUUGCUUAUGACAGUGGUGGAGCCGAUAUGAAAGCGGACGGUGUCAUGGCUAGAAUGCACCAGGACAAAUGCGAAGUGGCGGCUGCAUCUGGCUUUUUCAAGAAUCUCUCCAUCCUUAGACCGAUCGAGGAGUAUGUCGACGAAGGCGAAAUUACCGAAAAUGUUUUCUUAGUCGGAAAAAACACUGAUGGAGUGGAUGUAAAACCGGGCAGUGUCGCGGCUAGAAUCCACCGUGACAAAUGUGGAGCGGCUACCGUAACCGCCUUUUUUAAGUCUCCAUGUGUGAUCUCCCAGCACUUGCUGCGUUUGGCCAAUCCCCACAUCUCCUCACCAUGCAUUCGUGUAAUGAGAUGUUUCCAUUCCGCCGGCGCCAGCCUUAAUGCUGCGAAAAAACAGACAGUAUUGCAAAAGUUGCUAGCUUCUCUUCAGAAUGCGCACUUAAAAACAGCAAGUGCGCAAGUAAAAAGACCAGGUCUUGUGGACGCUGCGGAAGAAGUUUUAGAGAAGUUCCUUAAGUUUUCGGAUUCCGGUUUCUCCAGAUAUGUCCAAUUUGAAUAUCGUGCUGCGCUCAACGCGGGAUUUAAAUACGAAUCGUAUAUGCACGGCCCAGUGCAUAACCUUCUGGCGGAAGUGUUUCCAUUGAAGGAGCUAUAUCACAUUGAACCCCAGAGGAGACACUAUUACGAUGAAACCUUGUUUGUUAUACCCGACUAUAUGAUGGCGUUCAAAUCAUGUAAAUAUUCUGUCUACGGCCCAGUAUGGAACAACGAAUACGUCCUAAUAGUGGAGUUAAAACUUAGCGUUGGCAAUGUGGUUGACCAGCUGACGGCUUACGCUUUGUCCGUGUUCGAGUCCGACCGGAGUCGACAUGAAGAGCUGUACAUUAUCCACAUGCUGCCGGACAAAUGGAUGUAUUAUCAUGCUCUGAAAGAUCCCGUAUCGCCGCUUCCAGUACUUCGGGCAUGCUCUCCUUGGAUUUUUGACCCGUUAAGCAAAGAGUCUUUUGACACUUUAACUGAACUUAAGGCAAAGAUUGAGGCACUUCGUCCCUCAAUGCAUGCCACUAUUCGCAAACACCUAAAUUGAUAUUCUCACCGUAUAGCUUUGUACUGGCAGUGCUGAGAAUC